Messenger RNA from Cooperia oncophora, 2742 nucleotides. NCBI's taxonomy places the organism in Eukaryota, Metazoa, Nematoda, Chromadorea, Rhabditida, Trichostrongylidae. The record is from the annotation of a GenBank genome assembly.
AUGGUCUUAUGCGGGCUUCCAGAGUUUCGAUUUUUACUAGACCGCUACUUCAAGAACGUGAUAGACGACGAGUUUCGAUUUUUUAUGUACCUUAUCUACUACCCUUUGAUAUGCUUGGAACUGAUUCUUUCAUGUUUCGCAGACACGCCUUCUGGUGCUUUCAUUGGCAAGCAGAUAUGCCCGGAGUUAUCAACGUCGUUCCUCAACCAGAUCACUUUCCAAUGGUUCACAGGUUUAGCUGUGAAAGGCUACAAAAGACCUCUGGAACGUGAUGAUCUCUGGGCUCUAAAUGAGAGGGAUCGAGCCAGUCAUCUCAUACCGCAGUUUUAUCAAUACUUCAAGCGUCAAUUUCCUGAAACGCAUGCCGAGCAAAAACCAAAGUUCAGCGCUCAAGGACCAUCAAAGAAUCAUCCGUCAAUUCUUGUGCCUCUAUUUCAAACCUACAAGUUCUCGUUUAUUUCGGGUGCUCUUCUCAAAUUCACGUUUGACAUUCUACAAUUCGUCGCUCCCGCCCUGCUCAGAUAUCUCAUCAGUUUUAUUCAGAAUCGCGAUCAGCCGUUAUGGCUUGGUAUCUCCAUAGCAAGUGCAAUGUUUAUUGUUGCAAUGGUUCAGUCCAUGAUUCUUCAUCAGUACUUUCAUCUCAUGUUUCGCUUGGGUAUGAACAUACGUUCAGUCCUCACGAGUGCUGUUUACUCUAAGGCAAUGAAUUUAUCCAACAAUGCACGAAAAAACCGUACCACCGGAGAAAUUGUGAAUCUUAUGUCAGUCGAUAUUCAACGUUUACAAGACAUGACCACAUUUGUAAUGUUGUUCUGGUCAGCUCCUCUUCAGGUGAAACAAAUGAAAUACAAGGAUGAACGCCUGAAAAUGAUGUCGGAGGUCCUGAAUGGAAUCAAAGUUCUCAAACUAUACGCGUGGGAGAAAAGUAUGGAAAAUGCGAUCCUCAACAUUCGUGUGAAGGAGCUCAACGUGCUGAGAAAGCUAGCUUUUCUGAAUGCUGCUACGACGCUCUCAUGGGCUUGCGCUCCUUUUUUGGUGGCAGUACUAUCCUUUGCUGUUUUUGUCACCACCGAUCCGGAAAACAAUGUCCUCACACCACAAGUAACAUUCGUCGCUCUAGCUCUGUUCAAUAUUCUUCGUUUUCCAUUGGCGAUUUUCGCAAUGAUAUUCAGCCAGGCUGUUCAAUGCCAUGUAAGCAACAAGCGUCUCCGUGCUUUCUUCGCCGAAGAGGAGAUGGAUGCUGAUGCCGUGGGAAACAAGUACACUGAGGAAGCUGUGAAGAUCGAGAACGCGACAUUUGCAUGGGAAAACGGUGACGUAGAGGAGACCUUGAAGAACAUCACUAUGUCCGUUGGACGUGGACAACUCGUUGCAAUUGUUGGCAAAGUUGGCGCUGGAAAGAGCAGUCUACUUCAGGCUAUUCUAGGAGAAAUGAACAAAAUCAGUGGCAGUGUGAACGUCAGCGGUUCGAUCGCCUAUGUCCCACAACAAGCCUGGAUUCAGAAUCUGUCGCUCCGCAAUAAUAUACUUUUCAAUCGCACUUAUGACCGCACUUUCUAUGAGAAAGUGCUGGACGCUUGUGCUCUUCGGCAGGAUUUGGCAAGCCUUCCGGCAGAAGAUAUGACUGAAAUCGGCGAGAAGGGUAUAAAUCUUUCUGGGGGUCAAAAACAACGGGUCUCUCUCGCUCGGGCCUUUAUAUUCGCAUGCCGACAUAAUACUACUCGACGAUCCGCUGAGUGCUGUCGAUUCGCAUGUUGGAAGGCAUAUCUUCGACAAUCAUCAGCAACCGGUAUUUUAUCGCAUAAAACACGAAUACUCGUCACUCAUGGGCUCACCUAUCUGAAAUACUGCGACAAGGUCAUAGUUAUGAAAGGUGGCGAAAUCAGUGAAAUGGGAACGUACCACGAGCUGAUCGCACGUCAAGGAGCUUUCAGCGAAUUCCUUGAAGAAUUCCUAGUUGAGGAAACGAAGAAACGAGGACGAAGUGUGAGCUUCGGCGACAAUGCAGAGGACGUUUCCGAAAUCCUAAUGGAAAUGGAAAAAGUAAGUCCUGAUCGUAGAAAACGCAUUGAAUCGCAACUGAGUCAGGAAACGGGCAACAUCUCUCCUCUACGGGAAAAGAGUCCUACACCGCUGAAGGAAUUGCCUUCUCCAACUAGCAACGGCAACGUCAUCCCUUCAGAAGAAGAUCAUGCUGUAGUCGUAGGAAAGGGCGAAGAGAAAGUUGCUCUCCUCGGUGAAGAAAGCAAAACUGCGCAGAAGAGCAAACUCGUCGAGAAAGAAGCUGUUGAAACUGGGAAGGUGAAAUGGACUGUGUAUCUGACGUAUAUUCGAGCUAUCGGAUUUGAUCUUGCAGUGCUGUUUGUCGGCGUUUACAUUCUCAGCAGUGUCCUAGGGGUGGCCAGUAAUCUGUGGCUAGCAAAGUGGUCCGAUGACGCGGAAAUGAUCCAGAAAACUAGCAAUGGAAGCAGCUACGAAACGAACACUCGCUUAGCAAUCUACGCUUCCCUUGGAGUGGGACAAGCUCUAUUCGUGUGCGCUGCCUCAAUAAUUAUGGCGCUUGGAAUGGUUGGAGCCUCACGAUUGCUUCAUGAGGGUAUUCUCAAGAACAUUCUUCGCUCACCGAUGAUCUUCUUCGACAUCACACCAAUUGGGCGUAUACUUAAUCGUUUUGGCAAGGUACGAUACACGCUACCUGACUUCCAUUCAAAAUAUUACAUUUAUUGUUUUGUUGUUUACAGG